GUGGCAAGGUACCUUCAAUUCAAGACCUUCGUAACACAAAAACAAACCCACACACCGCAAAAACAUCCACAAGGCAAGUUAACACUCGUGGACAAAAUUUCCGGAUGCAAGCAAAAUGACACACAACACUCGCAAUCAUUGCCACCGGUUUCUGAAUCCUUGGUGUUCUUCUCUGUAAGCAAUUCCAAUUCCCGCACCCUUGUUCCCAUUUCACUCCUUUCGACCUGAAUCUCGCUCCUCUUGUUACCACGUUCCCAUCACACACAAAAAAAAAAAAAAAAACCUCCUUCAAAUUCUUCAAUCCCAAGCCACCCACCAACUUUCACUCUGACCCUUUUCCCAGGUCGGAGAAAAGUUUCAAUUUUUCCUCAGAUCUCGGGUACCCUCUUUCGUUUCCCUUCACGGGUCGCGUCGAGAACCGAAACCCCACAUGUGAGUUUCGGAGGGAUCUGGGAAGAAGAAGUGGGCAAUGUUGGGUGCGGUGCAGUUGGGGCUUUUGGCGGCGUGUGUGGUUCUGUUUGUGCCUAUGGGCAUGGCGGGGUGGCACCUGAGUCGCAACAAGGUUCUCUUCUUCAGUGGCGCGCUUUUCAUCACUCUCGCUGUUGGUGUUCACCUCACACCCUAUUUCCCCUCGGUUUCUGAUUUCGUCACGUCGGUUUCUUCUUCUUCUGUUGACGUUGUCGUGGACGAUCGCGAUUCGUGUGUUUCGUUGCUUCACGAAAUUGUCUGGGAGGUGAGGCCCGGAAGGGUGUUUGACUUUAGUGAUAGUAAUAAUAAUAACAACUCUGUGAAUUACGACAAGUUUUGGUCUUGGAAGGAGUCGGGUUCUGUUGAAUCGUGUGAGUUUCAGAAGCUGAAACGACACGACGUUUCGGUUUUGCUUAAUGGGUCUUGGGUUGUGGUAGCGGGGGAUUCGCAAGCUCGAAUCUUUGUGCUGUCGUUGCUGGGUUUGGUUCUGGACUCGGAGGGGAUGGAAUCUGUUAGAGGGUCUUUGUUUAAACGGCACAGUGAUUACCACACUGUGGUGGAUGAGAUUGGGAUGAAGUUGGAUUUCAUUUGGGCACCUUAUGUUAACAAUUUGACAAAUUUGGUUGUGGGGUUCAAGAGGAAUCGUGUUUAUCCUGAUCUUUUGGUGAUGGGUUCUGGUUUGUGGCACAUGCUGCAUUUCACCAAUGCUUCGGAUUAUGGUGUGGAUUUGGGGGUUUUGAGGAGUUCUGUGAUGUCACUGUUGCCUGUGUCUUCAGAAUUUGGCAAUGAUGAGGCUGUGGCUGUGGCGGUGGCUUCGGUGGCGGUUAGGUCAUCGCCGCACUUGUUUUGGCUUGGGAUGCCGAGUUUGGUAAACUCCAUGUUGAAUACGGCGGCAAAGAGGGAGAGGAUGACUGAUAUAGUGUGGGGAGAGUAUGAGAGGGAGGUUCAGGGAAGUGGCAUGUUGAGGCAGUUUGGGGGGCCAUUUCAACUGCUGGAUAUUGGGUCAUUGAGUUGGAAUUGUGGGAUCAGGUGUACAGAUGAUGGGAUGCAUUAUGAUGGGGUUGUUUAUGAGGCUGGGGUUCAUGUUAUGUUGAAUGCAUUGCUUAUUGAAUCUCAUCAGAAGCUAUGAAGUUUGUAGCAUUGGUAUGUUUCGUUCCCUCUUAGAUCUGCUCCGCUUAAGCUCCAUGUGUGGGGGAUAUACACGGUAGGACACUCCAACGAUUUUGAUUAAUAGUUGAGUUCUUCCAUCAUAGCUUGCAAAUUUUUGCCUGGAUUUUUCCGAGGCAUUAGAUUCAAUUAGUUUUAGAGUGAUUAUUGUUAUAGUAAACCACAUUUGAAAUUCUUUUUUGUUUCUCUUUCUUUUUCCUGUUCCAUUGUAUGCUAACAGCUCAUGUAUUAUUCACAAAAAUUGGAAACUCAAAUUUCUGUACAAACAGUUCACACGUGCUUUUAACCACAAUUUAACUGGGAUUCAUUUCUGAUUUCCUUUGGGCCAACAAGAUUGUAGCAAUGGCAUGUUGAUGGAUAAUAAUAAUAUUCCGUUU
Cajanus cajan (pigeon pea) is the source of this 2012-nucleotide messenger RNA. RefSeq names its product Pmr5/Cas1p GDSL/SGNH-like acyl-esterase family protein. Gene Ontology annotation, cellular component: Golgi apparatus. Gene Ontology annotation, biological process: xylan biosynthetic process. The record is from RefSeq and is a predicted model, not a curated record. Gene Ontology annotation, molecular function: acetyltransferase activity. NCBI's taxonomy places the organism in Eukaryota, Viridiplantae, Streptophyta, Magnoliopsida, Fabales, Fabaceae.